AUGGCACAAAAAGACUCAACCCAAGAACACGUCCAGGGAUUUCGUUCAGUCCAAAAGAGCGAACCACAUUCUACCACUUCAGUUCCCCUCGACUCUCCCAAUAUCACCCAUAUCGACUGCUACACCGACCCGGACACCAACAAGGACUUUAUCCUCUGGGAAGAUAUCCAGCAGGCCUUUGACGAGGCCCUCUUUGCCAGGAACAAGACCAGGAUGCUACCCUUUGUGAGAGGAAAGGACCACAGAAUUCUUGAGCCUCGCAGGAUUGCAGCCGCGUCGGACGUCGUCUUGGAUGUUGUUGUGGCUGAUAAACCGAUUGCUGCUACCGAUACUGAAAUUGCAGAUACGAUCGCCACUCUCCAGCGCGCCGUUCAGGAACUUUCUCUCAAAAUGACACGUCAGACCCCCAUCGAAAGCGUCACACAUAACCUGCUCUGUGUCGACGAGCCAGAAGUCAAACAGGACAAUAACCAUAUCGACAGUCAAGAAAACACUUCCCCGCUUCGAGGACCCCCAGCCUUUGAGUUUCAUUCACAAGACAACAACAAUGGCAACACCAUCGAUACUCAGCAUUCAGAGGCGACCAGCAACGCCACAAAGCGAUUAGAUGACACUCAGGGCAAAACCGCUGCUAAGGAUAUGGACCUCAUGCAGAUAAUGAUCCAUGCUAACCAAGGCGAUGUCCAUGCCCAGGUCGCUCUCGGGGAUCGAUACAAGGAUGGCCGAGAGGUGCACCAGGACCACCACGCCGCCUUGGACUGGUACCUUAAGGCCGCUGAACGACAUCACCCUCGGGCUCAGUACAAUAUUGGUCUUCUGUACGAGAAAGAACACGACGAGGAAGGAGACUACAGGGAAGAAAACUACAGGGAAGAAGAUGACGGGGAAGGAGACGACGCGGUCCUACAGGACGGUACCAACGCCUUCGAGUGGUUCCUCAAAGCUGCUCUCCAAGGCUAUGCCGAUGCCCAAGCAAAAGUAUCCCAGGCGUACACCAACGGUGCCGGCAUCUCAAAAGACAACAUCAAGGCGAUGGAGUGGUCGGUCAAGGCAGCCGAGAAUGGACACGCAGGGAUGCAGUACAACAUGGGGGCUGCAUACGAAAAGGGCCAGGGUGUUCCUCAAUCUGACUCCAGAUCCUUUGAGUGGUACCUCAAGUCUGCCGACCAAGGGUUCACCAAGGCCCAGGAGCGAGUUGCUGCUGCGCUCGAGGCUGGUCGGGGCGUCUCGCGGGACGGCCUCAUGGCCGUCAAGUGGUACACCAAAGCCGCCGAUCAAGGUCUUUCAGUGGCUCAAUUCGCACUAGGUCGCGUUCACAAACUAGGCCUCUGUGGUCUCCCUAAAGACCGGUUCGAGGCUGUGGACUGGUUCAUCAAGGCUGCGGUCCAGGGACACACCGAGGCUCAGUCCAUGCUAAGGGAGAUUUAUAACUACGGCACGUCCUAUCGCGGUCCUGACUGUACCAUUGACUUGGAAAUCCAAUCCAAAAUCAAGGGCUGGUUUAUGAAUGCUGCUGACCUAGGCGUGGCGCAUGCUCAGGUCUGUAUGGCAGACAUGUACUUAAAUGGGCGCGGUGUUGAUAAAAACGACUUCAUGGGCUUUAAUUGGUAUCUCAAGGCUGCUGAGCAAGGAGACGAGGGUGCUCAAGUAACUGUAGCCUGCAUGUACUUUAUCGGACAAGGUGUCUCCAUGAGCCGCGAAAAAUAUAUUUGGUGGUACCAUAGACUCGCCUUGGGAGGCAAUAUUUCUGCUAUACACCACCUUGAAGACAUGAAUAAGAUAUAA
Linnemannia hyalina is the source of this 1785-nucleotide messenger RNA. Lineage: Eukaryota; Fungi; Mortierellomycota; Mortierellomycetes; Mortierellales; Mortierellaceae. The record is from the annotation of a GenBank genome assembly.